UCUCCUUAAAGUCAUUCCCCCCUCCAUCUCCCAUAAAAAUCACUCGCCAGCAGCCACACAAACACAAACCAAAACCAAAACCCAUCGAAUCAAGCAGUAGGAAAGCCAACACUUUGAUACGAGCCAAGAAGCUUCACCACAGCUCGAUCGAUCGAUCGCCGUGGCAAUGGCGCGGCGUGCUCAGCAGCUGUCUGCAGGCUGCUGCUUCCUGGUGGCGCUUGCGCUGGCGUGCGGCGUGGCCUCUGUGGCGUCACAGGGACAGCCUAGGAAGUCCGUGCCGGCGAAUGGUCCGCCCAGGACGAUCCCGCCCAAGGCCAAGUUCGAGACCAUCAGCUUCGACAAAUUCAGCAGCAAGCGCCAGUACACGAUCAGCUGCGCUCCUUCGCCCUGCAUCGUGUCCUGCCCGUCCCGCUGCCCCAACAAGUGCCUCGCCUCCUGCAGCUACUGCAUGUCAUUCUGCAUGUGUGAUAUCUGGCCGGGCACUUCGUGCGGUGACCCUCGCUUCACCGGCGGAGACGGCAACACCUUCUACUUCCACGGCAAGAAGGACCAGGACUUCUGCAUCGUCUCCGACAGGGACCUCCACAUCAACGCCCACUUCAUCGGCAACCACAACCCGGCCAUGAAGCGGAGCUUCACAUGGGUGCAGGCCAUCGGCGUCAGCUUCGGCGACCACCACCUCUACAUCGGCGCCCGCAAGGCCGUCGAAUGGGACGAGGAAGAGGACCACAUCGAGAUCACCUUGGACGGCGAGGCCAUCGACGUGGAGACCGCCAAGAACGCGCAGUGGGUGUCCAGGGCGCUGCCCGGCCUGUCCGUCACGCGCACCGACACCGUCAACACGGUCAACGUGGAGCUCGACGGCGUGUUCAGCAUAUCCGCCAACGCCGUGCCGAUCACCGACGAGGACUCCAGGAUCCACAACUACGGCAAGACCGGAAACGACAGCCUCGUGCACCUUGACCUCGGCUUCAGGUUCCACUCCCUCACAGAGGACGUGGACGGCGUGCUCGGCCAGACCUACCGCCCGGACUUCGUCAGCAAGGUCGACAUCACUGCCAACAUGCCCAUCAUGGGCGGCGCGCCAAAGUACCUCUCGUCGAGCCUCUUCUCGACGGACUGCGCCGUCUCCAGGUUCCGCCGCAACAAUGCAGCAAGAGCAUCCAUCUACGCUUCCCUGGAAUAAGUACAUACACAGACGUACGCGUGCAUGCUGCUCGUGCAAGAAGAAAUAAGUUUGGAAAACAUAGAUGGUGCUUAAAAUCUUACUGCUGCUGCUAUAGUAAGUAAGAAGCUCUUUCAAUUAAAUUUUCUGAUUUGGAAUGUUUGAUUUAUUUUUGAGACAAUGCGGUAUAUAUAACUUGGAUUAAUUGAACAUAAUAAGCUGUCAAACUUUGUUAA
Messenger RNA from Brachypodium distachyon (stiff brome), 1401 nucleotides. RefSeq lists its product as uncharacterized. The transcript has 2 exons. The record is from RefSeq and is a predicted model, not a curated record. Bases 167 to 1186 code for a protein of 339 amino acids. Lineage: Eukaryota; Viridiplantae; Streptophyta; Magnoliopsida; Poales; Poaceae.